CUUUACUCUUCUCUCUCAAUCACAAAGCUUUUGCCAGAUUCCACAAUUCGAUGCCGUCGACGAAGAUCUUGGUCUUAUCCAGAAUUGAAGAAUACCCUCUUCGUCGAUUUUGUUCAGAGACUGAUUCGUGACGAACAUAAUCAAACGAUGAAACCAUUUUAAGCUCAUCGAGAGAUUUCCUUAAAAUUGUCUCGUUGUUUGAGUGUGUUUGUUAUGAAUAAGACUCUGAACCACUCUAAUCACGAAUUCGACGGAUCAAUGGAGAUGGGAUUGUGUAAUUCAGUCUCAAUUAAGUAUUAUAAUCAAAGGAUUUGGUUUGGUAAUGGAGAUUUGAGAAGAUGUCUACAAGGUGUUCGAUGAAAUGCGUGACAGAGGAAAAAUGCAACCAACGAUCGUGAUUUACAAUUAUCCUUAUUGGGUUCUUAUGCCUAGACGAUAAUCUCUGUCAAGCAGCGACCUUUUUCAUGAUUAGCAAUUUUGAGGAACUAAUAUUCAAAUAUUGUGGAGAAGUUAUGAUUUUUUUUCUCUUCUUUUAUAUGAUUCUUCUCCAAAACCAAACCACUAGAUAAUGUGAAAAAGUUAUCACCUGCUCCAUUUCAUCAACUCCAUCUUCCUUGUAUUAACAAUCUCAUUUCCUGUAUGUAUAUAUACUCUUUGAGAAUCUGAUUCUAUCAUCACAAUCAUUUACUUCAAACAACUAUCUUUGCUUCUCUGAGUGAUCUUCUUUCUUGUUCAAUGGCAGGUCAAAAGAUACUUUCUUUACUGGUUAUAGCUCUUGUUGUUACUUUUGCAGCUGCGGCUCGGCUUCUUGAUGAAGAAGAUGCAUUCUCAGCUACCACAACAACCUCUGGCUCUGGCUCAACUGCUGGGUCAGGUUCCACUGGAAUUGGUUUUGGUGCAGGAACAGGGUCAAGUGGUUCAGGUUCCACGGGAAUCGGUUUUGGUGCAGGAUCAGGGUCAUCUGGUUCAGGUUCUACUGGAACCGGUCUCGGUGCAGGUACAGGGUCGAUACCAUUAAGUGGUUCAAGUCCUUUGACUACAACUGGUUCUGGUCCUCUACCAACAGCCGGUUCUGUUCCUGGUUCUUUAGUGGGUGGUGGUUCUGGUUCUUUACCAGUCGGUGGUUCAGCAACUGGUCCAGGUGGUGCGGGUGCCGGUCCAGCUCUUGGUGGUGGUGCGGGUGCUGGUUCAGCUCUUGGUGGUGGUGCGGGUGCCGGUCUAGCUCUUGGUGGUGGUGCGGGUGCCGGUCCAGCUCUUGGUGGUGGGGCGGGUGCCGGUCCAGCUCUUGGUGGUGGUGCGGGUGCCGGUCCAGCUCUUGGUGGUGGGGCGGGUGCCGGUCCAGCUCUUGGUGGUGGUGCAGGUGCCGGUCCAGCUCUUGGUGGUGGUGGUGUAGGUCCUGAUAACACAUUGGUAUUUUUUAUGCACGAUAUACUCGGUGGUUCAAAUCCCACUGCCAGAGCCGUAACUGGAGUCGUCGCGAACCCGGCUUUAAGCGGCCAACUCCCAUUUGCUAAACCCAACGGCGCAAACCUUCCUGUAAGCAACGGAGUUCCAUCGAACAACAACAACAACGGGAUUGUCAACAACAACAACGUCCCUUUCCUGGUUGGACUCGGCGGAACCACGGCUAACAUUCUCCAGAACAACAAUAACGGAAACAACAUUUUAAAUGGUUUCCCUGUUGCUAGUGGCGGUCAGCUCCCAAGCGGUUCUGCUCUUCAGAUGCUAAUGUUCGGGACAAUGACAGUAAUCGAUGAUGAACUAACCGAAGGCCAUGAGCUCGGAUCUGGUUUGCUCGGGAAAGCGCAGGGAUAUUAUGUUGCGAGUGCCAUUGACGGAACUAGCCAGACAUUGGCUUUCACUGCGAUGUUUGAGAGCGGCGGUUAUGAAGAUAGUAUAAGCUUCUUUGGGGUUCUCAGAACAGCGGUUUCGGAAUCGCAUAUAGGAGUUAUGGGAGGUACCGGAAAGUAUGUGAAUGCGAGGGGAUUUGCGAUUCUGAAGACGUUUACAGGAUCUAGCGGGACGCAGCAGAAUCAGCCGCAUCAGUUCACUGAUGGGCUUGAGACUGUUCUCGAGUGUACCGUUUAUCUUUCGUACUAGUUUUAUUUAUCUUCUUCUGUUGGAGUUUGGGAAGGUUUGGUGUGUAUGUGAUGUGUGUCCUUUGUAAUCUACAUAUGAAACUUGUGUAAGAAAAUUGUAUUUACUUUCUUUUUUAAUUCCUGAUAUUACUGAUUUCUUUGGAGCAAAAUAUCUAUCUUUAAAGUA
Molecule: messenger RNA, 2265 nt
Organism: Arabidopsis lyrata subsp. lyrata
Lineage: Eukaryota; Viridiplantae; Streptophyta; Magnoliopsida; Brassicales; Brassicaceae
Product: dirigent protein 10
Exons: 2
Coding region: 736-2100 (454 amino acids)
Source: RefSeq, a predicted model, not a curated record